AGUACCUUUGAACAGCUGAGUAAUAUAAUGCCUCCUGAUACAAGAGAAGACAUUGUAUCGUCAUCGCCUCCUUCAACGGUUGUAGGAGUACGAUUCAACCCUCGUAUUGUGUUCGGUCUGCCGAUCGCUAAACCUGAGUUGGCUCCGAUAAUUCGAACCAUAUUCCUCUUGGCUCUGGCCCCGAUAGUCUUGGUAGCGAUAUUCGCGGCUGUGACUUUGACUUUGGGGACACCUGUAUUCUUCUGGUACUAUGUCGUAUUCGUUACUACCAUUCUUGCUCCUGCCGCAUUGUAUUAUGGUGUGCAAUAUAAUAAGAGUGGUGCCUUGGAGCUCUAUGCUGCCUGCAACGUGGCUCUGGCUAUACUACAAGCUAUAGGCAUAUGGCAGAUAGUCAGCUUCAUCAAUCGCAAUGAGCUCUUCCUCGACCAGUGUACUAUCAAGGGCAGCACUGUUGUGCCGACAGUUCCUAAUCCUGUGUUCGACUGUCAGAGCUAUCAUUCGUAUGAUUACUGGAAGGCAAGCGACAAUGUGGCGAAUGAAGAUAGAACUUUAGUCAUUUACAGCGUUUUGAUGGGCCUGGCCAUCAUAAUACACUUGGUACUAACGGCACUCUCUAUCUUUUUAUAUAGGAAGUUGGCCGGUACCACCACGUUAGUGAUCGCCCCGACCUUCGCCGAGGGUCAGAUGCGCCCAACUGAUGGGACCGUCGCGGAGGGCACGGAAGCAACCGAUUCCUUGAAGGUCACCAGAGGUGUUCCAGUAAAACGAUUGGAGUCUUCUGAUGAAGUCGAUCUAGAAGCAGGGGAAGGAAGUCUUCCUCCGAUACCUUCGAAUGGAGCCGAUCAGCGGUAUGCCACAGAUAGUAACAGUCUCGCAGUCACUGCGUGAGGA
This is a messenger RNA of Perkinsus marinus ATCC 50983, 891 nucleotides long. RefSeq lists its product as hypothetical. The coding region runs from base 28 to 888 and encodes 286 amino acids. The record is from RefSeq and is a predicted model, not a curated record. NCBI's taxonomy places the organism in Eukaryota, Perkinsozoa, Perkinsida, Perkinsidae. The transcript has 7 exons.